CCCCUUUCAUCAUAAAUGAUUCGUCCAGGAGGAAUUUUUCUGUGUCUGAUCGUGGUCUUGGAUAUUGCAGCUGGAAUUCUUGGUAUUGAGGCUGAGAUUGCACAAAAUAAGGUAAAGCACGUGAGAUUGUGGAUAUUUGAAUGUAGGAACCCAAGUCACCAAGCUUUCAUGCUGGGUUUGGGUGCAGCACUGCUUUUGGGGUUAGCUCAUGUGAUAGUCAAUUUGAUUAAUGGCUGUAACUGUGUCUGUUCUCAAGGUGAGCUUCAAAAGGCUCCCCCAAAUAGGCAGCUCUCUGUAGCUUCCCUCAUUUUAACCUGGGUGGUCUUAGCCGUUGGAUUGUCGAUGCUGGUGAUAGGGACGAUGUCAAACAACAAGCGAGACGGGUCGUGUGGGUUGUCGCAUCAUCACUUUCUGUCCAUUGGUGGGAUUUUGUGUUUUGUUCAUGCCUUCCUAUCUGUUGCUUAUUACAUUUCUGCCACUGCCUCUUUUGCUUAGUCACUUAAACUUCAGUUAUCACAUCUGCAUCCUGUAGGCCACCCUCACUUCAGCUUAUGUGUCAUUCUCUAUUGUGCUGCUAGUGCCCUCCGAAAACAAAAAUGUUUCUUUUUCUUCAGAAGAUGAUCACACUUUUUCCCCAUGUCAUAUUAUUGGUUGAUUUUUUCCCCUCUUUCCUUCAGUGUUAAGAUAUGAAACUUGCCAGUGGCUAUCUCAUUUUUAGAUCC
This is a messenger RNA of Prosopis cineraria, 722 nucleotides long. Its product is annotated as protein VASCULATURE COMPLEXITY AND CONNECTIVITY-like. The record is from RefSeq and is a predicted model, not a curated record. NCBI's taxonomy places the organism in Eukaryota, Viridiplantae, Streptophyta, Magnoliopsida, Fabales, Fabaceae.